Ochotona princeps (American pika) is the source of this 785-nucleotide messenger RNA. Its product is annotated as glutathione S-transferase Mu 2-like. Gene Ontology annotation, biological process: glutathione metabolic process. The coding region runs from base 98 to 754 and encodes 218 amino acids. The transcript has 8 exons. NCBI's taxonomy places the organism in Eukaryota, Metazoa, Chordata, Mammalia, Lagomorpha, Ochotonidae. Gene Ontology annotation, molecular function: glutathione transferase activity. The record is from RefSeq and is a predicted model, not a curated record.
CUGGCAGCCAGGCCCCGCCCCUCCCUGCCCGGAGCCUCAUAAAGACCAGCCCGUGGCGCUGAGGCCUGAGCCCUAAGCCUGCCACACCAGCUGCACCAUGGCCAUGACGCUGGGUUACUGGGACAUCCGCGGGCUGGCUCAUGCCAUCCGCCUGCUCCUGGAAUACACGGACACCAGCUAUGAGGAAAAGAGAUACACCAUGGGGGACGCUCCCGACUAUGACCAAAGCCAGUGGCUGAGUGAGAAAUUCAAGCUGGGCCUGGACUUCCCCAAUCUGCCCUACUUGAUUGAUGGCACUCACAAACUCACCCAGAGCAACGCCAUCCUGCGCUACCUCGGCCGCAAGCACAACCUGUGUGGGGAGACGGAAGAGGAGAAGAUUCGCGUGGACAUUCUGGAGAACCAGCUGAUGGACACCCGCAUGCUGCUGGCCACGCUCUGCUACAGCCCUGACUUUGAGACGCUGAAGCCGGAGUAUCUGGAGGGCCUGCCUGAGAAGCUGAAGCUGCUGGCUCAGUUCCUGGGGAAGCGGCCCUGGUUUGCAGGGGACAAGAUCACCUUUGUGGAUUUCAUUGCUUAUGACGUCAUUGAAAGGAACCAGGUGUUUGAGCCGCGGUGUCUGGACGCGUUCCCCACCCUGCAGGAGUUCCUAGCCCGCUUUGAGGGCCUGGAGAAGAUCUCUGCCUACAUGAAGUCCAGCCGCUUCCUCCCAAGACCUUUGUUCACCAAGAUGGCCACGUGGGGCAACAAGUAGGGCCAUGAGAGGCCAGGAGACAGGAGGAGCC